Messenger RNA from Eruca vesicaria subsp. sativa (arugula), 1725 nucleotides. The record is from the annotation of a GenBank genome assembly. NCBI's taxonomy places the organism in Eukaryota, Viridiplantae, Streptophyta, Magnoliopsida, Brassicales, Brassicaceae.
CUGGCGUGUAGCCGAGUCACCUCUCUCAUCAUCAUCAUCAUUCUCACAUAAACAAAUAUCUACCUGCUUCCUCCCCUUAAAAUCUGAUUUAACAAACGUCAAAGCAUUUCUCCAGUUUACGUUUUUUUCCUUACUCUUGUAGAAUCUGAAAGAUCAAACCUUUAAGUAAAUAUAUGGAGAUGGGUUUCCAGGAAAAUGAUCAAAACCAAGAACUCACCAAUCUUAUGGAGAUUGGAUCUGGGCAUUACGGGUGCUCACAUUAUAGAAGACGAUGCAAGAUUAGAGCACCCUGUUGUGAUGAAGUUUUCGAUUGCAGACACUGUCACAACGAAGCUAAGGAUUCUCUUCAGAUUGAACAGCUUCUUAGACAUGAUCUUCCUCGACAUGAUGUUUCAAAGGUUAUUUGCUCGCUUUGUGAGACAGAACAAGAUGUCCAGCAGAACUGCUCUAACUGUGGUGUAUGUAUGGGGAAGUACUUUUGCUCAAAAUGCAAGUUCUUUGACGAUGAUCUUUCCAAGAAGCAAUAUCACUGCGAUGAAUGUGGGAUUUGCAGGACCGGAGGAGAAGAAAACUUCUUCCAUUGCAAAAGAUGUCGAUGUUGCUACUCCAAAGUUAUGGAGGAUAAGCACCAAUGUGUGGAAGGUGCAAUGCAUCAUAAUUGUCCUGUUUGUUUUGAGUAUCUGUUUGAUUCCACAAGAGAUAUCACGGUCUUGAGAUGUGGUCACACAAUGCAUCUACAAUGCACCAGAGAUAUGGGGCUGCAUAACCGAUACACAUGCCCUGUGUGCUCCAAAUCCAUAUGUGACAUGUCCAACAUGUGGAAGAAACUUGAUGAAGAGGUUGCUGCAUACCCAAUGCCAAAAAUGUACGAAGACAAGAUGGUAUGGAUACUUUGCAAUGACUGUGGCUCAAACACGAAUGUUCGGUUUCAUUUGAUCGCGCAUAAGUGCACUAGCUGCGGUUCAUACAAUACUAGACAGAGGCAGAGAGGACCUGAUACUCACUCUUGCUCAUCAGGAGUUCCUCAGGUUGUUGGUUCAACCGGUUAAUCAAGACCUGAACCGGAGCUGGUUUAGGUGUCUGAAUUUCCCAAGGGAGAUAAUAUUAUAUUUUCUUAACUACAUCACCAGUUAGUUCUGGUCUAUAUCAUCACAAAUUCAAAUGCAUAUGAAGAUUGUAAUAAAUAUGCCAAUUCGACUUGGUGGGUCUAGAUGAUCUAAAAUAAACGUAAAUAGAUUCCAAAAUAUUAUGCCUCUCUAAACAUAGAUAAUAUCAUAAAACCAAUAACAUAAAACUCAUGAACUGGCAGGAAUUUGUGUUCUGUUUCUUCAAUAGUUCGUGUAAUGUCUGUUGCAAACACGUUCCGAAUCAAAGACAUAACGAGUCAUUUGUUGUGAAACUUUGAGAUUGAGUUAGUGUCACCCCUUUCCCUGCAAUCAACUGAAAUGCUAUGGUGGUUGGUCCGUUACAAGUGUCGCCACCUUUCUUAGAAGCUUUUGAUAAAUUUUCUCAAAGGUUUCCUAGAAACAAGUGAUUAAUUUGUGUCGCUGCACUUCGAAUGUGAAAUUACAGUGGCUAGAAUGUGUCGAACCCAGGUGGCCGUUACCACCAGACUAACUUGUUUGGUUACACAGUUUCCCAAAGAUUGUUGCAUUUUAUUUGUGUUUGAUGUUUCACUUUUUUCGAUCAUUGACCCAUAUUUUUUUUUGUUGAAUUCAAGAAAUU